UCUGUUUCCUUUUCCAGCCCAGAGAAGAAGCGAGGUGCCCCUCACGUUCUCUCCUCCAUCUUCCUCCAAUUUCAACUGCAGAUUUGGAAUUUUGAAUUUGGCAUCUGUUGCUUUCCUUAAGAACCUUUCCAUCUCUUCUUUGAUUCUUCCUCUCUUUCACUUCAAAAUCUGUUUUCUUUGUUUCUUUACUCAACUCUCCUUGUCCUGGCUCUCUUGUUCUUCUCUUUUUGGUUUCUAGCCCUUCCUUUGUGCUCUUGAGCCAUCGCUGAGUGUUCUGCUCCGCUUCAUAUCGUUAAUGUCAUGUAUUCCGCCAUCGGAGCACUUCCCUGCUCCAACGCCAUGGCUUUGGAGCAGAAGAGCGAGAAAUGCGAGAAAAAUGGGAUCUUGACGGCGACUGAGAACGAAAGGGAGAUGACGGAGGGCGAGGUCAAGAUGCAACUGAACAAGGCGUCUCUUCGUGACCCAGAGGAGGAAGAAGUAGAAGAAGAAGAAGACGAUGAUGAGAAAGCUGUUACAGGCGUUGACCUGGGGCCUCAGGUCAGCCUCAAAGAUCAGAUGGAGAAAGACAAGGAGGACGAGAGCCUAAGGAAGUGGAAAGAACAACUCCUAGGAAGUGUGGAUUUGAAUGCUGUGGGAGGAGAAAUUUUAGAGCCAGAAGUAAAGAUUUUGAGCCUCUCAAUCAUCUCCCCGGGGAGGCCUCACAUAGUUCUCCCCCUUCUCGCCUCGCCGGAUUAUCGCGGCGUGUGGUUCACUUUGAAAGAAGGAAGUCACUACAGAUUGAAGUUCAACUUCUCUGUCAGUAACAAUAUCGUCUCCGGUUUGAGAUACACCAACACAGUUUGGAAAACCGGAAUCAAAGUGGACAGAACCAAAGAAAUGUUGGGCACCUUCAGUCCUCAAGUGGAACCCUACACAUACGAGACGCCAGAAGAAAUCACUCCUUGCGGAAUAUUUGCAAGAGGAACAUAUUCUGCGAGAACUAAAUUUGUUGAUGAUGAUGGCAAGUGCUACUUGGAGAUCAACUACACCUUUGACAUUCGCAGAGAAUGGCUUCCAAUCAGUUGAAAUUCUUCAUUAGAAAUUUGCAAGAAUUCAAGAAAUAAUUAAUGAAGAAAUAUCGUUGAGUGUGUUUCAUUUUCUGCGAGUUCCGACCAUUUAAUGCCGUGUUUAGUCUAAAUGGAGUGAGGCUUAAUUAGCUGUUUGUUUUCUAUUCUGUUGUUUAACUGAAGAACAUUUGGCAGUGUUUGUUAGAUCAUAAGAUAAGGUUUAUUAUUAAUAAUUAUGAACUUUUUGGAUUAACGGAUUA
Molecule: messenger RNA, 1306 nt
Organism: Zingiber officinale
Lineage: Eukaryota; Viridiplantae; Streptophyta; Magnoliopsida; Zingiberales; Zingiberaceae
Product: rho GDP-dissociation inhibitor 1-like
Exons: 5
Coding region: 301-1065 (254 amino acids)
Biological process (GO): Rho protein signal transduction
Cellular component (GO): membrane; cytosol; cytoplasm
Molecular function (GO): protein binding; Rho GDP-dissociation inhibitor activity
Source: RefSeq, a predicted model, not a curated record